Dermacentor andersoni is the source of this 12181-nucleotide messenger RNA. NCBI's taxonomy places the organism in Eukaryota, Metazoa, Arthropoda, Arachnida, Ixodida, Ixodidae. The record is from RefSeq and is a predicted model, not a curated record.
AUGUGUAUGGAUAAGUUACUGGUUUUCAGAAGGGAAAUGCAACAGUGGAUCAAUCUCAAGGCAGUCCACCAGCAUUUUCGUGAAUGUGGUGUCAAAAUACGGGAGCAUAAGUGUUCUUUAAUGAAUGUGAGCAAGUUCCAUUCUUACAUAAGUCUUCUCGCUUAUUGGAGCAGUUUACCUACUGAGUGUGGCAACAAUGUUUGCUUCGUUGUGCAACUUUGUGAAGGAUUGUCAUUUGAAAUUCUCAUCGAAGCAGCAGCAGUCCUUAGAACAAUAUGAAAGCCCUCCGAAAUGUCAAAAUGUUCACGUACUUUGAUGCAACGAAGUUGCUGCGCCUCAAGUGCAACACAUCUACGUAUAAGUAGGAGCGGUGCCCCCUCGUUUUCAUCAGCCAAUAAAAAUCAAAAGCAGCUCCACCCUUUGUAGUUUACCACCGUCCUUCUCUCCCGCUCUUUACCUUGACGCUCGGCCCUCCCAUUGGCUGAAUGACAUGUGUCCUCACUUGCCUUUUGGUUGCUUGUUUUUUUGCUUCCGCCGCCUUCAAGGUGCCAAACAUUGCGAGCGGCGUAUGCAGAAACCACGUUUCGCACCUCCAUUGUGCUUUUGUACGAAUUUAUAUGUUUGCAAUGCUGCAUUGCUGUGCCUUUGGUUGCAGCACAAGUGAAAGGGAUGGCACGCAACUAUUCUGUAUUUCAUCUGCCAAGCGAGAUGCAGCACAGAGGGAGGUCUGGCUUCAAUGAAUCAGCUGGGGUGAUUUCAACCCAAUGCAAUGGUCUCAGCUCUCUGAGGUAGGCGAGCGAUUCUUUGCUCAUCACUAAUCUCAUAUGCUGCCAUUUGUUGUACGCGGCUACGUUAGUUUUUCUUUCUCCUAAGUGCCGCAUGUUCUCACUGCAUUUGCGACUUUCUUGCCCGACUUCAAUCAAGUAGUCUUCAAACGCACAUGCUUUUUGUCGACUCAGUCAGACAUUUCACGCGCAGUCUUUGCUUGGCCUGAAUGUAUGCUAACAGCACCUUUUGAGUGUAUCGCCGUUCGUUAAAAAUAGGUGGCGGUACGUAGGCACACAGGUGCGCUUAUUACAUUCCAAUCAUUAUAAGCCGUUAUUUCUCUUUAGCACCUUAUCCACCCACGUCAAACCGUUAUGAAGUGUGACGAAAUGUACUGCGGCGAUGGCAACACUGCGGGGACCGUACCUUGAAAACAAUCUGCAAUGCCGACAAAGAGUGCCGAGCGCUGGCAUAGCUACGUGCUUUGUGUUCUCACUGCUUGCUUAGCGUUGGACAGAGAUGCAUGGAGAGCGUCUGCUAGUUUAGCGCCAGGUAGGGAAAGCCACGGUCGACAGAACAGAGAGUGAAGGCUAGCACAGGUGGAGAGAUGGCACUAACUUUAUUUCAUUUAGGGGAUUUACCAUUGUGUUGCCAGCAUAGACAAACCUAUAGGGUUCUGUCUCCAAACACUGGUCCAAGCUGAACGAAGUACACAGAUGAAGCAGAAGUCCUUAGAAUUUUCUUUUGGCAUAACCAAGUUAUGCGAAGCCACGGUAUGUGACAUAGGUUUGUUUCAUCAUUGUAUAGUGGGACACACCUACUGUGCAUACAGAGUGAACCUAGUUGGCAUUGAAGCGACUCAUUCGAGACCAGUACUGAGCUUGUUGUACAUACGCAGUGCUCCAAGUUGGCAUAAAGGAGUUUCUUCAAACAGCAGUACCGACCCAGUUGCGUACCUACCGCGACCUGUGACAUCGUAGAAGAGGUUCGUUCAAGAGCUACAUGUAUGUACUGUUACAAUCUGCCAGUGCGGUAUGUCACCUUCCAGCCUCUGCUGCCCUACUAUGAUAAAUCACUUGAGGUUCACAAUACGUUCCGUCGGACAGACCAGCGGCGACACCAAGGCAAAAUGCACUUGACAUCUAUGAGGUUGAUUUAUGGCACGACGCUGAGACCAAGAAACUCGUGGUAAAGUUUUUUAUUUGCAGAUUCAUUAUGGUCACUUCUGGGCCAUACCAGGAGCCAAGAUGCCCAAUUGCAGUCAAGUGUGACAACCCUGUCUACAAGGAUCCCUUUCUUUAGGACAGUGAGCCAUGCGCGCUCGGGGGCAUUUAUGUGAUGGCGUUCAGAUAAAUGUUCUGGAGUGAUCGUGCACACUCGCCGUCAAGGCGACUGCGAGCGCUCUGAUUGCAAGACGAUCUGACUGGGGAUUUCACUGGCCUAGGGAUCUAGGGAGGACAGAGGGGCUAAACGUGGAGGCCUGUGCUAUUCUAGUGUGCUCUGAUGUGUGCUCACCAAAAAGAUGUAGCCUUCUGAGCUGUAGCUCAUGCUAUGAUAACAAUAUACUGCACUCCGUGCUCCAGCCAGUACGAGUACCCCUUGUUCUAUGUAAAUAAGCUUCACUUUCCAAUGUAAAUAAACACUUCCAUUCCUAAUCCUUUCAACCUCGUACUCUUCACUAAAGAAGCAAUCCUUGCGAAGAGAACUCGGAUGAUGACAUGGGCCCGCUUGGCCUCGGUGUGACUCCCGUGUGUGACAUCCCACUUAAGUGAUCGGUAUGACGAUGCCAGAGGAAUUCAGUUGAGAAAAGGAGGGUACUUGACAACUCGUAAAUCGGUGUCAUCAGCCCUCCUUUUUUUUUCUUGUAAAGCUUUUAUGAACUCCUCUGUAUGUAACCUGCAUGUGUGAGUGAUCAUAGCUCCCAGACGUCUUAUUAAUGUAAGUCUGCAAAACAGUAAUCUGCGUUCAUAAUUAUCUUCUAUGGCACAGAAUUGCCAGAAUAUAGUGUUAUUUAUGCUGUGCUAUUUCUAAAUAUAUUGUUACAAAGAAUUGCGAAGAAGUGGUUUUAUUUACAGGAGAUGGACGAUGAUCAUAUCGUGAUCGUAGCGCAGCCCGGCCUCAAAACUCCGUUCUUUUCGUCUUCUCUUCUCUCUUCUUGUCCGUGCCUUUUGUAUCCGUUACAUUUUCCCGCAAGCAGAUGAAGCCCGUGAGGCGAGUCGGGAUGGACAAGCAGGGUAGAAAGGCUUCAGGCGAGCAAUAUGAGUCAGCUGAGUUCUGCUUGAUUGCUGACCAUUGCAUAGGAGGCGAGCUAUGAUGUAAGUGAGUUCGCUCAGGCGGUCCACAACUAAAAAUGGGUCUGAAUAAUGUGACAAGAACUUUUGGCACAAUCCACGCUUGCGUUGCGGUGUCCAAAGAAGGACCAAGUCACCUUUUUCCAACGAUACUUGUACUUGACGAUCGUCGUAUCACUCUUUCGAGCGACUUUGCGAGGCCAGAGUACGAAGACGAGCUAUUCGACAGGCUUCUUCGGCGAGACACAAUGUCUUCGAUACAGAAUCGUUACUGUGCAGUACGAAGGGUAAGAAAGUGUCUAGAGGGCUUCGCGGUAACCUUGCAUACAGGAGAUGAAAUGGGAUAUAGUUCGUGGUUUCGUGUUUCGCCGUGUUGUAUGCGUAAGUGAUGAACGGAAGCAUGUCAUCCCAGUUCUUAUGAUUGGAGGAGACGUACAUUGCAAGCAUGUUGGUCACCAUUCUGUUCGUCCUUUCAACGAAGCGAUUGGUCUGUGCAUGGUACGGCGUGGAAUGACGGAACUGUGAAGUGGACAAACGAAGUAACUCUUCAAUGGCAUCAGCAGUGAACUGGCGACCACGGUCGCUGAUGAUGACACGUGGUGAGCCAUGACGAAGGACCACGGAACGCAGCAGGAAGACCGCCACGCAAGCAGCGGUGGAAGACGGUAUGGCGGCAGUUUCUGCAUACCGUGUAGGAUGGUCUACGCAGACAAUUAUGCAACGGUUCUUGUUGUUAGAUAACGGGAAUGGACCCAAAAGGUCUAUGCCUACUUGCUCGAACGGCAUGCUGGGCGGUGUCAACGGCCGAAGGGGACCCGAGGCUGCGGUGGUCGGUCGCUUGUGACGUUGGCACGUCUCACAACUAGCGACAUAGCGCUUGGUUGUUUCGUACAUCUUGGGCCAGUAAAAGCGCUCCUGCGUGCGGUGCAGCGUUCGUACGAAGCCGAAAUGCCGGAUGUCACAUUGUCAUGCAUGGCGCGUAGAACGUCGGAGCGGAGACUCUCGGGGACAACAAGCAGAAAACGCACUCCAUGCCCGGACUAAUUAGUUUUGUAGAGCAAUUUAUCACGGACAGUAAAGCGACCGCUGCCUUUAGAAGUACGGGCGGCAACAAAAAGCAGAUCGAGGGUAACAUAAUUCCAUUGUUCUCGUUGAAAGUCUGCCGUGUCAGGGAACGUAGAAGUAACAGCAGCGAGACGGUCGUCAAAAUUCUCAGCAUCGCACUCGGUAGUCGCAAGAGGAAUCCGAGAGACGCAGUCUGCGUCAGCAUGACGACGGCUACUCUUGUACGAUACCACAAAGUCGUAUUCCUGGAGGCACAGCGCCCAACGUGCGAGGCGACCAGAGGGAUCACGCAAACCGACCAGCAAGCAUAAAGAAUGAUGGUCGGUGAUAAUCUUGAAAGGUCUACCGUAAAGGUAACACCGAAACUUUUGUAUGGCGAAAACGGUUGCCAGGCAUUCCUGUUCCGUAACCGUAUAAUUGCGUUCAGAUUUGCUCAGGCAACGGCUAGCAUAUGCGACAUGUUCUGCGCCACUGUGACGUUGUACAAGCACCGCUCCUAUCCCGAUUCCACUAGCAUCAGUGUGAACUUCAGUCGGACAAGAUGGAUCAAAGUGACGCAAAAGAGAUGCUGACGUUAGUAUAAACUUCAGUUGAGAGAAUGAUGCGUCACACUCUGGUGUCCAAUCGAAGGAUGCAUUUUGUUGCAAAAUAUUUGUCAAUGGGUAAACGAUGUCGGCAAAUUGGGGAACAAAACGACGAAAAUAUGAACAUAGGCCAAUGAAUGAGCGGAGUUCUCGUGCUGACUGCGGUGGUUUGAAGGAGCUCACCGCUUCAAUCUUAUGAGGAUCGGGUCUGACGCCAUCCUUGUCGACUAAGUGUCUCAGGACCAGUGUUUGACGUUCGCCGAACCGACACUUCUUUUAGUUUAGAACCAGUCCAGCUUUCUCAAUGCAGUCGAGAACGAGGCUGAGGCGUUCGUUAUGUUCUUCAAACGUGCGGCCAAAUAUUACAACAUCGAGGUAACACAUAAAUAUCUCCCACUUAAGACCACAUAGUACUGUGUCCAUGAAUCUUUCAAAGGUAGCAGGAGCAUUGCAAAGGCCAAAAGGCAUAACAUUGAAUUCGAAUAUGCCAUCUGGAGUCACGAAAGCAGUCCUUUCCUUGUCGGCAGGGUCCAUAGGUAUUUUCCAAUACCCCAAUCGCAAAUCAAGUGUUGCGAAGUAAGAAGCAGCGUGUAAGCAAUCAAUGACGUCAUCGAUUCGCGGUAGUGGAUAGACAUCCUUCUUCGUCACUGCGUUUAGAUGUCUGUAAUCCACGCAGAAUUUCCAGGAGCCAUCCUUUUUCGCACCAGGAUUACUGGGGCUGCCCAUGGACUAGACGACUCUUGAACGACACCUUUGUUCAUCAUUUCCUUGACUUGCUCUGCAAUAACUUUGCGCUCGGACGAUGACACUCGGUAGGGCUUCUGGCGGAUGGGGUGUGCUGAGCCGGUAUCUAUUCUGUGACGAGCGCGGGACGACGGUAAAUGAAGGGCUGCAUCUCCAUGCGUGAAGUCGAAUGCAGCCUCAUGGCUGGCAAGGACCUGUACUAGUGCUUGCCGUUCCAAUGUACCAAGAGCCUUGCUGAUCAUGCCAAGCAUUAGCUCUUCAGAAUGGCGAUUAUCGCAAGAAGACCAAGCUGUAGAGACGUCCGUAGUUAGUGCCGCUAUUGAGCUACAUGCGGCUUUAUCGAAGAGAGCGAUUUUCAUACCGCGAGGAAGGACAAUCGGCGUGGCGGAACAGUUCAGCGUCCACAAUGUGGCGACUCCUUUCGUCAUGCACACGACAGAGCAGGGCACAAGUAUAUCUUUUUUAGCACCGUUUAUUCGGAGAGGCCCAACUACAAGGUCAACACAGUCAGUAUCAACAGUAGUUGCCGAAACACGAACGGGCGUCAGGCAUCACGAUGGUGCAAUCACUUCGUCAAAAACACUGAGUGUGUCUGUGUCCCUGUCUUCCCCACCCGCGCUUUGUUCAGAAUGUGCUGAUAUAAAUAACUUGUUCAAUGAUAUUUCGCCACAACCACAGUCCACGGAAGCGCCGCACUGUUCAAGAAAAUCGAUACCAAGAAUAACAUCGUGCGAACAACGUGAAAGAACAAGGAAUUCCGACACAAACACUUUCCCAGCUAACAAAACACUCGCAGCACAAACACCAAGGGGAUGAAGCCACUCGCCGCCUACUCCACGAAAGGUAAUACCGUCGUUCCAAGAAAACAUAACUUUGUGGCCUAGACAGUUUUUGAAAGCGAGGCUCAUCACAGACACAGUCGCCCCAGUAUCAACUAACGCCAUGGUUGGUAUUCCGUCAAUCGAGACAUUCACUUUGUUUUUGUACAUCACAACAGGCAGAGGUAUUUCUUGCAAAGACCGUCCGGCGACCACACCUCCAUUGGCCGCGGAUGCUAGUUUCCCGGCGGCGGUGAGGAGGAACGGCGCCGAGGGGACGGAGAGCGACCGGAACGCCUAUUUGGUGGCGUCAAACUCCGCUCAGAUGCUGGCGAAUCGCUGCGUCUCGUCUCGUGUGAGAAGUGAUCCCAUGGAAUCAAAUCGGUCGUCCGCCAGUCAUAUGAAGUACGGGUUCUGGGUGGCGAGAACAUCGAUGGUGUCCUACCUGAUUGACGGGCUUGGCGACAAUACCGAGCUAUAUGGCCUGUGGAACCGCAGUUGUAGCACACGGAAGGGUCGCGGUUCACAGCGUCUUCCUUGAAACGAAUGGUAGGCGGCUGCGGGCGGCGAGAAAGUUCGUUGUCAUGCGGAUAAUAUGUCUCUGUUGCUUGCUGAAAUCCGUUAUACAUUUCAAAAGUCGCGUCGUGGUAGUAGGGUCGGUGCUGUUCUUGUCGCGGCCUGACAGAAGUUGCAGGGCCUCUGGGAUAAAAACGUCGCUGCUCUCGUUGUGGCCGAGCGGCAUAAGUAGGGCCUCUGUCGUAGGGACGUGGCUGCUGUCGGGGCGAGAGUUCAUAAUCCCUAGUGCCCCUUGCCGCAGGAUACGGGGAGAAGGAUGCCACGUUUGGCUCAAAAUCUGGUGGUAGGCGGAGGCUAAUGAGUGCCUCGAUGUGUCACUUGCGCGUUCAGGCUGAGUUCCUCCCGAACUAUUUGUCGGAUCAUUGAUGCAAGAUCAAGGGGCAGGUUGCUGUCCACGCUUGCAACUGUCGUCACAUUAGCUAGCCUGCCAAACUUCGGCAUUAUGCGCCUCGUCUUUAGUUGCUCGAAAGUGCGACAGUGCCGAAUGAUGUCAGCGACGGAAGCCAGGUUGUCUUUUGCGAUGAGGAAAUUGUAAACAUCCUCGGCAAUUCCUUUUAGGAUGUGCCCGACUUUGUCUUCCUCGGACAUUCCAGACUCUACCAUCCUACACAGUUUUAUUACUGCCUCAAUGUAGGUCGUGCAGGUUUCGCCUGGCACUUGCGCACGUUGCAGUAGCGUCUGUUCUGCCCUUUUCUUUUUCAUCGCGGAGUCGCCGAAUCGAUCUUUGAUUUCCGAUACAAAUUUUCCCCAUGUUGUGAACGUUUCCUCGUGGUUGUUGAACGACAACAACGCAGUAUUCGUUAGAAAGAACACGACGUUCGAAAGCUGAGAGGCGCUGUUCCACUUGUUGGCGGCACUCACCCGGUGAUAAUGGAUGAGCCAUUCCUCGACGUCUUCGUCCGAUCUUCCAGCGAAGGGACGCGCAUCUCUCAGUUGCAGAACAGAACUUGUCGGGGCAGCAGUUGGAAUGGGCCGUUGUUCGUCUGCGUCGUGGGACAUAUUCAUCUCCGGUGGAUUCGGUGGGAGUCCAGCAAGGCGACGGCUCCAUCGAAGAACUUGUGGUUCAGCCUCCGUCUUCGGGUGUCGAUUACCCAGCACCUUCCACCACAACUGUUACGAAGAGUUGCGAAGAAAUGGUUUUAUUUACAGGUGAUGGACGAUGAUCGUAGUGUGAUCGUAGUGCAGCCCGGCCUCUCAAACCUCCUCGUUCUCUUCGUCUUCUCUUCUCUCUUGCCCGCGCCUUUCGUAUCCGUUACAAUAUCUUUUAUGUAAAUUAAUAACAGCAGUGGUACAAACACUCAAGCCUGCGGUACACCCGGAGUCACUUCGACUUGUUUAGCAUGGCAGGUGUGCAUAAUGACCCUAUGGAGCCCUAGGUGUAAAUAUUCUUUAAUCCAUGAAGUUACAUAGAUUUAUAUGUUAUACAAUUGCAUUUUUUUUAUCAGAUGGACAGUGUAAAAAGCGUUUUUAAAAUGUAUAACUACUCAGUGAACAGAGAAACAUUUAAGCAAUGAAUUUGCUAAAUCGUGCGAGUGCAGUGAAUUGUGUUAUGCAGGAAUACCCUUGCAAAAGCCAUUGUGUUCAAUAUUGAGUUAAAAAUAUCUGUUCAAGUGAUCCGUAAUAGAAAAAAAAAUGUGUUCAAGAGUCCUACAUAUUGCACUUGUUAAUAAACCUGCGCGGUAGUUCGUAACAAUGCUACAGAGGUUAGGUUUUAUCAGCAGCACAUAAUUUGCGGUUUUCCAGUCUUGAGGUGGGGCUAUUUCUUCUAGUGACCUUGUAAAAAUGAAUAUUUUUUCACUGAGAAUGCACUUGAACGACACUUUUGGUGUCGUCAAGCCUGCAGCUGUUACUCGCUUAAGGUUGCUGUGUACUUUUGGUGGAUUGCAGUGAUAAGGAGCCUGCGUUCCGUGGAUUUGCUAUCCAUUUCACAAUACCAAGGAUCAAAGUUGCCAUCUUGUGUGCAUACUUGAACACCAAGCUCAAAAAAGAAUUGAAGCAAGCAGCUUUCGCGAGAUUGUUGUCUAUUUACAGUCUUGAUCAAGGGGUGGAAUCAGUGACAUGCUCUCAACCGUUGCCUUUAAUGUACGUCCAUAAAGCUUUUUGAUUAUAUUUUAUGCAUCGGUAGCAUGUGUCGAAGAACAUUUUCUUCGCUUUUAUUAGUGCAUCCUGCAUUCUGAAGCAUUGAAGUUCCUGGGAUUCUAACGUAUCCUUAAAGGGACACUAAAGCGAAACCAUCAAUCAGUUGAGAGAAAGCAUUGUUUGAGAACCCUGCAGGCAGUCAUUUAAAAAUAAUAGUUUGAUUAUUAGAUGAGUAAAUGAAAGUCGAAGUAUCGGUAUUUGAAUUUUGCGCCGAAACCCCGACGCCGGUACAUCAGUGAGACGUCAGGGAUUCCAAAGUAUGUUUUCGCAUUACGACCGCGUUGGCUGAUUAAAGGUUCCUGAAACUUGCAAUGUUUAAUAUUUGGUUCCUUUAGAACACAAUGUUGUCAAUCUGUACCGCUAUAUAAUUAAGUAGGCCGUAGAAGAUUCCAUCAAAAUCCAUGACGUCAUAGCGACCAGGGGCAAGAACUUCAUGGAGGCGUGACCACCUGCCUUUCGCUCUUGCACUUUUUCUGGUGCCUUAUUGCACUUUUUCAAGUGCCUUAUUGUGGUUAGAGUGGUGUUUUUGGUGUCAUAGAAAGGUAAUUUACCGUUACAGAAGAAAUAAUUUUUCUCUUUAGUGUCCAUUUAAAUAUGCCAAAACUUUCUCAUGGUGAGCCAUAGCUUAACAGGAGCACUUUCAAUGAUCAAUGUGUUUAUAUUUUCCACCAACGUGCGCUUUGAACUCUCGCAACCAAACGCUUACGCUGUACGGUGGAGAUGCGUCGAAAGGUGGAGGGUAACAAACUGCAAACGGUGUCGGUUGGAGCCUUGGCCAAGCCUCGGCCAUUGUGUUCUUUGUCUCCCUGCCAAGCAGAGUGCUAUGGGACAUCGCGGAAAUUAUGGGAGUGAACCUCGGCUUACCUUGUUGCAGAUUCUCAAGCCUAUACACGAUUUUACGGAGAGAGCGGGGAUACUCUCGAACCAGGAGCACUGCGUUCGGUUCGCCGUUUCCGUUUCCGGCAACCCAGAGUGGCCCUCUUGCAUUGGGCUGUUAAAUUUGCUCGACAGAAGCUGACGCGUGCCUGUUUCAAUGUGUUUUCUCCUUUUUGCGUGCGCUGGUUAACAGUAGAGAUGCCUUUCACCACGCCUACGUCGUCCGGUCAGCACUGUGUAGUGGUGCGUUGUGGCAACAACCAGCGAAAACGAAAGAACAUCGCGGAUAGCGAAAAACACGCUGUGAAGAAGGAGCAAUGUGGUUGCGAUAUGUUUCUGUUGCACCGCUUCCCCGCGAACGUCGACUUGGCUCGUCAGUGGACUUCUCUGAUAAACAGGAAAGACUUCGUGCCAAACAGAAAUUCACGUGUGUGUUCUGCGCAUUUCGUUGAUGGAAAACGCACGGAGCAAAACCCGCUGCCGAUGCUGAACUUGGGUUACCAGCGAAAGGUCACUUAUGAUGCACAAGCUUCCACAUUGACCUCUCUUUUGGACAGUUUGGAAUAUGUUGGAGAUAGUGCCGAGACAAUUCUAGACAGCGCUUGUGCAUGUCAGGAAACAGAAGAGACUUCCCACAGUGAGCCUGCAGUGUUCACUGAUGCGUUUGAAAGUGAACCAGCUAUGACUAAACUUCAACAGGCUGCAGCACACAUGGAAACCACAUCAUUCAACAAUGUUUUGGGGAAUGUAGAUGCUCACUGCAAUGAAGAUACGUUUCCCAGCUCUGGCACAGUUUGUGAACCAGAUGUUUCCCUUCACAUUGGAAAUUCUCUAGUCAGAUGUGCAUUGGAUAAGGAACCAGAUGCUUUCACUUAUGGUGUAGCUAUUCCAGACAGCAGUGUUGCAGAAAACGAAGUUUGUGGGAGCUUAAUAUCAGAUCACGAAGUUGACAUUCACGUAAGCAAAACCGAGCACAUCAUGACAAGGAAAAAUACAAAGGUGAUGAAAGAUAGCUCCAAACAAUGGGAACUGCCACCAGCUGACCAUUCCUACACCAGCACAAGACUUUUUAUGAUCAUGAGAACUAUUUCCUCUCGAACACUGACCAGUGAUGACAUUCUUUUUUACACUGGCAUUUCUGUGGCUGCAUUUGACAAGCUCGUGUCAGCACUGAAGACUCAAGACAAGACAAUUCGCAAGCUCUUGACCAUCGAAGACCAGCUGUUAUUGACACUCAUGAGGCUUAGAUUUGGCCUCCUUUCUGGAGAUUUAGCAAGAGGGUUCGAGGUCUCUGUAGCUUAUGUUUCUAAAACAUUUUUGAGAGUGCUGGACGACCUGGUGAAGAUCAUGCAAGAAGUUGUUGUGUGGCUUCCCCGCUCAAGGUUGCGGGCAAGCAUGCCUGAGAGUUUCAGAAACAGCGAGUACAGUCAUACAACAUGCAUAUUCGACUGCACUGAAGCACGAAUGCAAAGGCCACGGAAACGGAUGGCCAGAUCCCAGAGUUACAGCCAAUACAAGGGUGCAAACACGAUGAAAUUUCUUACCGUCAUAGCACCAAAUGGAUUUAUAAUGUUUGUGUCAGAUGUGUAUGGCAUAAGACAAAUACAUUGUAAAGACAUGUGGAGUGGAAGAGUACCUCCUUGCAGGUGAUGAGAUAAUGGCAGACUGUGGUUUCAAGCUUGACCCUUAUCUUGAGGCUCAAGGGAUUAAAAUGAACAGGCCUGCAUUUACAAAAGGAAAGGAUCAGCUACCUGAAAGUGAAGUCACCGAAACUAGGCGCAUCGCAUCGCUACGAAUUCAUGUUGAGCGGGCAAUCAAUCGAAUCAAGACGUACAGAAUUUUCAAGCAAGUACUGCCCAUCAAGUCAAGAAAGUAUGUCAGCAAAAUUGUCCUUGUUUGUGCAGAACUCUGUAACCUUAAACGCCCGCUCAUCAACGAACAGACAAAAGCAUAAAUGUCCCGUAUGUACUUUAAUUUAGCUUUAAGCACUCUGAGAAGUGAGUAGGGUAAACUUAUCUAAUGUCGUUUUAAAGCGAAAGCUUUAUUGGCCUCAACUUGCAACCUGGACUUGCAAUCAAGAUUAACCAAGGCUAACCAUGCUAUGCCUUAGCUUUCGCUACGUAUAUCCUGGCAUAGCCGAGCUAAGCCACUGCCAAUUUUUUUGUAACCUCACUGGUUUCGUACCUGUGAAGCUUAUGGAAGUGAUUUGAAGCCAAGGUGUUAAAAUGUGGUUGAAUGUUUUUUUUUAUUUAUUCAAUAUGCUUGAAUGGAUCCAAUGAAGCAGACAUUAUGAACAAAUAAAAUUUCACUUGCUCAUCACAAA